AUGGCUGCCCAAGCCCAACGUGAGCAGCAAGAGAGACAACAACUACAGCAGCAACAACAACAACCAAUGACCAACAAUUCUGAUGCUGCCCUUGUAUCAAUGGGCACCGGCCUACCAUCGGCUGGGAUACAGCAUCUGCUUUUGGAAGAUGACGACGCCGAGGAGGUUGGACAAGCUGGGAGCCUUGUUCAACGAGAAAAGAUUGUAUUUUUAGAGAACAACUUGGAGAAACUGACACGAGUCCACAAGCAACUUGUCCACGACAACGCCGAGCUUCGAAUUGAGCUUCCUAAGCUAGAGAAGCGCCUCAAGCUAACCGUGGAGCGCGUACGUACCCUCGAAACUUCCUUAAAGGAGGCAAAAGAAGGCGCCAUGCGUGAUCGUAAGCGCUACCAACACGAGGUAGAACGCAUCAAGGAAGCUGUUCGGCAGCGCAAUGUUUCGCGUCGGGGGCAUUCACAAAUAGCCAAACCUAUUCGCGCUGGGCAUGCUCCUAUCCCAAGCUCACUUACUGGCAUCAUGGGCGGUGGUGGUCAUCCUUCGCUUUCUUACUCUAACACUUGGGUGACCGGCCCCAACUGA
Messenger RNA from Protopolystoma xenopodis, 582 nucleotides. Lineage: Eukaryota; Metazoa; Platyhelminthes; Monogenea; Polystomatidea; Polystomatidae. The record is from the annotation of a GenBank genome assembly.